AUUAGCGUUCUCCUGCCGGCACGCGGUAGCGCUGCGCUGCUGUACAGUGUGCAGGCGCCCGCGCGAUAUGUCGAACAGGACUCGCAAGAGUAGACGGGAGUGUGUUUACGUGCACAGACACACGUGACGCGGUGAAAAUCUGUGAAUCAGCAUUUCAGCGGAAUUGAUCCCCGUAGUCACGCGCAUCCCUCUGCCUCGGGAUCGCGCUGCGCAUUUGGCCGCGCGAGCGGAGUGGGUUGUAAUAUCCGGGUUGGCGGAGGACGGGAGGGAGUGUCUGUUCUGAGAUUUACACACACACGCGCGCUUCAGCCGCAGCGGAGUCACUUCGCUGCCCUGCCGUUAGCAUGCCCACGCGAUGCGUUCUUACACAGGCGGAGAGUGAUGGAAACUCGCUUUGAAAGGGAGGCGAUUUAGGUCGCGCGAGCCCGCCCUCGUCUGCACGUCGCGCGCGCGCGAGCCUGGGCUUUGCCAGCAUGGAGAGGACGCUGUCGCAUCUCGCCCCUGCACACGCGAGCUCGGGAUCUUUGCCCGCGGACGGAGCACACACGACGCGGAAGCUGGCGCGAGCAGGCGCGCACAGCCCCGGCUCAAGCUCGCGCGGUCGCUCCGGUCUGGUGGCAAACGACGUCCCCGCGCAGAGCACACGCGCGCGGCAGCUGGAAGGAGUGCUGAGCAAAUACACCAACCUGAUCCAAGGCUGGCAGAACAGGUACUUUGUGCUGGACCCAGACCUCAGCCAGCUUCAGUACUUUGUCAAUGAACAGGGGCGUGGCCAGAAGCCCAGAGGGACCCUCCCUUUGAUUGGUGCAUCGGUUACCCCGAGCGACGAGACGCCUCAUAUGUUCAUUGUCAGCUCGGCCAAUGGGGAGCUCUUCAAACUCAGAGCUGUAGACGUUAAGGAGCAGCAGUUAUGGAUGACCCAGCUACAGGCCUGCACCAGGCCACACUCAGACGGCAGUACCAAGGUAUCUCCCCACAACACCACCAGCGUGAGGAAGCUGAAGGAUUCUGAAGAUCACCUGUAUGAGGACGGGACAGCCAGCCUGGACACACAGGUGUCUUCAGGGCGGACGCGGAGUUUCUCUCUUCUUCCUCACAUCCCUCCAUCCUCUUCGCCUGGCCUGCAGAGGCACCUGGGUCACGGCGGGGGUCACAGCGGGGGUCACGGUGGGGGUCCCAGUAACAUCGUCACCAUCACCCACCACAAGUCUCCAGCAGCCGCUCGCCGUGCUAAACAGCAGUACCCAGGCAGACUGCUGGAGGUCAGGGAGGUGAUGUCCCAGGCAGAGGCCCAGCAGAGAAACCUGGUCCAGUCCAUUGAGGAGCUCCCUCGUCGGGGCUCCGUGUCCUGCUUAGACCAGGACCUUCUGCUACUCAAGGCUACCUCGGCGGCCACUCUCAGCUGCCUGGGGGAUUGUCUUAGCAUCCUACAGCACAGCCACGCCCAGACAGGCCACGCCCACGCCCGAGCCCCGCCCUCCGAUGGGGCUCCUGUGUGGACCAUCCCAAAGUCACCAUCAGCAGACUGUGUGCGGAACGGAGGCGCAACACCAAUGUGUUCUACGGGACCUUCACCUUUGCUCAGGAAGAAAGGCUCUACUCAGCACACAGAGGCAAGUGUGGAGCUGGUCUCCCCCAGUGAGGAGGUGACUGAUACAGAGGACAAUGUGGAAGAGGAGUUGGGGGUUCUGGAGGACCAGAGGAGUGUCAUACUACACCUCCUGUCUCAGCUCAAACUGGGCAUGGACCUGACCCGGGUGGUGUUGCCCACUUUCAUUCUGGAGAAACGUUCUCUGCUUGAAAUGUAUGCCAACUUCAUGGCCCAUCCGGAUAUGUUCCUGGCCAUCUCCAUGGCAACGACCCCAGAGGAGCGCAUGGUGCGGUUCGUGGAGUACUACCUAACUGCCUUCCACGAGGGACGCAAGGGGGCUGUUGCUAAGAAACCCUACAACCCCAUCCUGGGCGAGACCUUCCACUGCUCCUGGGCGGUCCCCCGAGACAAGCUCUGCCCUCUCCGAACUCACGGCCAUCCCAUUGGGGCCAGGGCGCAGGAACCCGACCCGGGGACCAAUCAGGAGGCGGCGGAGGCGGGUCAGGGCUCUUACCGGGUGCGGUUCGUGGCGGAGCAGGUUUCACACCACCCACCCGUGUCGGCGUUCUACUGCGAGUGCAGGGAGCGAGCGAUGUGUGUGAACACCCACGUCUGGACCAAGAGCAAGUUCAUGGGCAUGAGUGUGGGCGUGUCCAUGGUGGGUGAAGGUGUCCUGAGCCUACUGGACCACGGGGAGGAGUACGUGUUCACACUGCCGUGUGCCUACGCCCGCUCCAUCCUCACCGUGCCCUGGGUAGAGCUGGGGGGGAAGGUCUCCAUCACCUGCGCCAAGAGCGGAUACUCUGCUACCGUGACCUUCCACACCAAGCCCUUCUACGGGGGCAAGGUGCACAGGGUUACGGCAGAGGUGAAGCAGAACUCCACGGGCACCAUCGUGUGCAGGGCCCAGGGGGAGUGGAACGGCAUGCUGGAGUUCACCUACAGCAGCUCAGACAGCCGAGUGAUGGACACUGCCACUCUGCCCGUCAUUAGGAAACGGAUCCGCCCACUGGAGAAACAGGGGCGGAGCGAGUCUAGGAACCUGUGGCAGCAUGUCACCAGGGCGCUGAAAGAGGGCAACAUGGAUGCGGCAACAGAACACAAGCAUCACUUAGAGGAAGGGCAGCGAGCAGCAGAGCGACAGAGAGCUGCCAGUGGAUCACCAUGGAAACCGAAAUACUUCACAAAACAGGGCGAUGGCUGGAUCUACAACAAGCCUUUAUGGGAGACAUACUGAGACCUGUUCGGAGACAGACUGCGCAAACCUGUCCCACUGUGGUCCUCGUCGCAUGAUGGAGGGAUGAAAGCUGAACAGAGGAGAGAAGGAGAGAUGGAGGGAGGACGCGUGGACAGACAAAGGGGACCAAAUCAAUGACCUGGGCAUCCUGGUGUCAAAUGGAUAAACUUUGUGUUUAACUUUAGACGAAACCAGUCAUGAAUGGAACUGUGUCUGUUCUACCCAAGGCCAAGGACAUCACACCUGGCGUAGGGAACUAUGUACCCUCUUAAAUAGCCUACUUUUGUAUUCUGAUAUUAUACUAUAUAGAAAUACAUAUAUGAUAAUGUAGAACACAUCUAUUUUUCAGCUAGGCCUGUGUGACUCCUGUCUGUCUUUCUUCUGUCUGUGUGUCCGGGGCAUUUCCAUGUGAUUAUCGUUUUUGGUUUUAAGUCCACAAACUUUCGAUGCGUCUGCGUUUUGAAUAUUAGAAGCGUAGCUCAAAAUCUUCUCAAGUGUUCGUUUAUAAAAUUUUAACCUGAAGCUUCGUGUUUGAAGAUUUUCUUCUUGGCCAUUGAACGUCAUUAACAGUAGGACGGGGCGUGUUUCCCACUCUGAAGUGUCUGAAACGGCCGGAGACGAAGGUGUGAUGAUGAAGGUGUGAUGAUGAAGGUGUGGUUAAAUACCUCUGGCGCCUCCAGAGACCCUGAUUCAGUUCAAAUGGCACAUCACCUGGCAUGUGUACAUGGGUUGUGUCACCGGGUCAGUUCCGGUGUCCUGCCGUGUGACGGGCCUGACCAGAAUGCCAUUGUUGAGGACAACUGACAGGAAGUGUGACGCCACUCCGGCUGCGUAUGAACCCACUAGUUUCCAUAGUGAUGGAGGCGGGAAUCCCACACUUCACCAUACAUGCUCCCAGGCACACAGCAGGGCGGAUCAGCAGGUAUUAUUAUUAUUGGAAACAUACAGACCUGUUUUUUAAAGAUGUUAUUUUGCAAAUUUCUCUACACAGAUGCACUUUUGUUCACAAAAUGCUCUCACACUUAGUGUUGAUCAGAGUACUAGGUUAGGACUGAGAUUUUGACUCUCGUCUGGCAGUAAGACGUGGGACAUUUCAUGUUGAUUCCUUACAUAACCUGAUCGUUGGUUUCAGAUGCUGGCUGGGCUAAUAAAUGAAAGAUUGCUGUACCCAGUGAGCAUCAUGUAAUUUGCAUAAUUUGAUUCAGGCUAAUUGGGGCAUUCAGGCUUGAAUUUCAUUGGUCAGGUUAGCAGGUAAAUUUGGUUUUGUUGGACCCACCAUCUCAAGUUCGUGGUGGGUUUGGCUGGCUGAGUGUAUGAACUCACGGGAAACGUCAUCAGACUUGUUUUGUUGGUAUUCCAUAGAAAGGUCAUGACAACCUUGUGUCUUUGAUGUGUUCAGAAAUGUCUGGACUGUUAUUUGUUAUUCAAGUGCUAAUAAAAGGAAAAGAAAUCUCUAAUGCUGUAGCUGUGUACUGGAGACUUGACACGGUGAGUGUUUUUUCAUUAUUAGUAGUAGUAAUAAUCAUUCCAAUAUAUGUAGUAAAUAACCAAGAAAACCCCCAUGGUAUUUUAGUCUUGGUUUAUUUUUAAAAAAAGGAAUCGGUUCAAGAUGGUUGAUGUUCUGUGUCGCCCUCUAGUGAGCGACCACAGAAGUGCACCGCCGACUCCAUGGGACAUUGGAAACCUUCAUCAGACCAGCCAGCUUUGUUUCCCUUACAAAAUUUAAUGUUUCCUUUUCAUCACAUCCAUGUUGCAACUUUCUGAGCCAAACAACUGAACUGUAAAGCUUGUGGCAAGAGACAAUGAAAAUAAAUAAAAAAACAAUAAGGGAAUAAAAAAUUAAAAAGUAACAAGAAUUCAGUUUUAAUACAGUGACAAUAACAAAAAGAAAAACAGUACCCUAAAAGUCCAACGUACCUCCCCUAGCAAUCAUACAUUAAAAACAAACACUCCAAUGUUACAUUAAUGCUCACCUGCAUCCUCAAAACUGAUUUUGAAAAUAAAUUGCUAAAUUGCAUUCCUAUAUAUUCUCCACCUGUGCAUAAAUACAACACAGAAUAUGUCAGUCCAUGAAGUUCCACCGACACACACCAGAGUUCCCAGUAGAAAUGAUAAAAGUAACCGUGGCAAAGCAGCAGAGGAAACGGCAGGAAACAUCAGCGCUCAACGUACCCAGCAAACCGACAGACUAGGAAUGUGUUUUGUAAAUGCACUGAAUUUGUCUAUCUCACACAAACAUACACAAACAAUAACAGCUGAAAGAUUGGACUAUUACGAAGAAUCUUCCAUGGGCCUACUAUUGCACCAUGAGGCACUCCGCAGAUGCAGCCUUAACAAUGUAAGACUGGCCCCCUCCCUGCACAUGGCCCCCAAACCCCCUUUACAUCUUUACAAUUUAUGAUGCAUAUCAAAAUGGGCUGCACUGAACUGCAGCAGCCGUGCAGCUCAUAUACACGUAACACAGGGGUGUUGUUUAAAUACUUGUUCAUAGCUGCAGACCCUGACAGCGUCCACGUUUACAUUCUACUGGUGUUUGAAAGUUUACUCAAACAAACACACAUUUAGCCAGUCAGUGUCAGCUACAACACAGGUCAUCACGGGAAGACAGAUCUGUCCAUCCUAGGAGUAAGAUAAUCACACGUUUGUGCUGGCACAGUUUCACCUGUAGAGCCCUGAGCACGAACAGGACAAAUAUCUUACCAAAGCGACUAUCACACAGAGAGCCAGGCCUCAUCUGCCUUCAGCUCCAACAUGAAAUAAACCGUGGCCCAGGCAAGUCUAGGAAGCUAAAGAACGCACACAUUCCGUUCCAUUCAAGGUUCUGUUUGACCCAGGAGCUCAGACGCUGUACAGAUGUAGUUCUGUCUGCAGGUUGAGCUCCUUGUCCUGAUAUGUGAUACAAUGUAAGAAAGUCAAAUUAUUUCCCCAAAGCAUCUGACGUUAUACCACACUUUGAGUACAGCAAAAAUAAAACAUUCACAUUCACAAAGAAUAUCUAGACUGCCAAUCAUUGCGGUCAUUAAACCAAACCCUGCGAAGUACAGCAGUACAUCAUAAAAGCAUAGAAAACACACCUAAAAACGACCUAAAAAAUCCCCAGAACAAGCCAACGUAUGUGAACCUUUCCGAACAGUAUUUUACAAGACAUAUUUACAUCGCUUUUCCAGAUUAAUGUAUCCCAGAUAUGGCAGCUAUUACAGGACAGAUAAAUAUUGAAGCUGUAUUGCUAAGCUAGUUCCUCCAUCCUGCCCACACCUGCAGGACCCCAGAACAGCUUAGCAGACAGAACCCUGCCCACCUCUCCAGAUGUGGCGCCUCCAUGUACCACCCAGCAAACCCAAGGCUCUUUGGCGGAACUCCAUUAGUAACUUUGCUAACACACCACUUCUCAACCUGCACCAGACAAUCUUCAAGGAAAGAGACAAAACGAAUAUAAAAGGCUGAACUUGUGCUGUGUGCCAUCCUAUACAUUCAAGUCUAAGAGU
Electrophorus electricus (electric eel) is the source of this 6313-nucleotide messenger RNA. It is a transcript of the gene osbpl10a, whose product is annotated as oxysterol binding protein-like 10a. The record is from RefSeq and is a predicted model, not a curated record. Gene Ontology annotation, molecular function: cholesterol binding. NCBI's taxonomy places the organism in Eukaryota, Metazoa, Chordata, Actinopteri, Gymnotiformes, Gymnotidae. Gene Ontology annotation, cellular component: cytosol; membrane.